AAAUCAAUCACUUCACCCAACUCCACCGGUUCAACCUGCUUACAACUUCAACCAAAGUAAUGGGAUGUAUCCUUAUUGUGUGGACCAAUAUGGAUCUAAAAUAUCAUUCCAAGGUCUCUUGAAUUCUCCGAUAUUAAAUACUCCAGUGGCCAAUGCUCAAUUUGAGAGUUCAACAAAAAGAUCAAGAAAGAAAAGUGAUGACAUCCCAAUAAUGCCUCAAGCUGCGAGUUCUAGAAAAGAAUGGACUAAAGAGGAAGAUGUAGCAUUGACGAACGCGUGGUUACACGUAUCGAUGGAUUCAGACAUCGGAAACAAUCAGAAAAGUACUUCUAUGUGGGUGAGAAUAGUAGAAGUCUUUAAAGAAAAUAUGGGGGCUAGAUGCAAUCCUCUUAGAAACAGCAACAACUUGCAAUUGCAUUGGGGGAAAAUACAAGCAACGGUGAAUAAGUUCAUUGGACAUUAUGAGCGACUAGAUAGGCAUCCACAGAGUGGCACAAACUUGGAUGAUUUGAUAAAAAAGGCAAUGGGAUCGUAUGAAGACAUUCAAGGAAGCCCAUUCAAAUAUCUCCACUGUUGGGAAAUAAUGAGUAAAAAUCCAAAAUGGUACUCCGAACAUGUGAAGCCAACAUCAACAAAUAAAAAAACUGUUCACACCUCCAGCUCACCUGUACGAGAGGAUCAUGCAACGAGUAUUGAUGAAGAAACUAUGGCCUUUGGAGGUACUAACUCAGAUGGGGUCAUUCGUCCCCAAGGAAGAAAGGCUUGUAAGGAAAGAAAAAGAAAGGUACAUGAGGAAAAAGGUGUGGUGGAUGUGUUGAACAAGCUACAAAGCACUUUAGAGAAACAAGUUAACGUGAAUAUUACAGCUUUGGAGAUGAGAAAAGAGAAUGAUCAAAAAGAAUUUCAAUUGAAACAACAACUCAUAAAAGAAGAGAUUGAAUUGAAAAAGAAUGCUCAAAGGAGGAAAGAGCGGGAACAUAUUAUGAAUCAAGAUCUAAGUAAGCUCUCACCAACUACUUGAGCGGCAUAUGAAGAAAUGCAAGCAAAUAUUAUAAAAGAAUGGAAAAAAGAUGGUCUCUUUGGAUCUACUAGCACUUGACGUUCAAGAUUGCACUCCUUGUCUAGCCAUUUGUUGAUAGUAGCAUUUUAAUCAGAUAGUUUUAAGGGUUCUUCCUAUUUUUUCCAUGCAUUGUUUAGCCAUUCGUUGGACAUUAUUUUCUCAUGCAUUGUUUUCUUUUUGGCACUGCCAUGUUGUUUGUUACGAAAUCUCUGCUUACUCUAGUUGCGAUGACUUGCUA
Messenger RNA from Cuscuta europaea, 1298 nucleotides. The record is from the annotation of a GenBank genome assembly. Lineage: Eukaryota; Viridiplantae; Streptophyta; Magnoliopsida; Solanales; Convolvulaceae.